AUGUCGUUGGCGCGCUCCAUCCUCACCUUUUGCAUCGACAUCUCCCCGUCGAUGGGCGCGAAGCGCCUGGUCGAGGAGGAGGUGGCCAUCGACACGGCUGCGAGCGCAAAGGAGUGGGCCAAUCUCACCGAGGCGCAGCUUCACGAUCGCAUCGCAAAGGCUGAGGCGGGAGAUACGGAGCAGCAACCAAAGACAAAGGUCAGAACGAGGGAGACUACGGAUCUGCAGUGGGUCAAUGAAUUUGUUGCCAAGAAGGUUCAGAAUUAUGUCCUCGCUGGCCUCAAGACGGCCAGGAUCCACCUUCUCUUGUUUGGAUCACCUCGCACCGACAAUACCUUGCUGAGCUCGGGGGCCGCCACAGAGGGCUACGAAGGUAUUGACGAAAUCAUGAAGCCGGAUCAACCCGACGUCAACACCUUGGAGGUCCUCAGAUGUCUUCGCGCGGCCGAGCCGGAAGAAAAGCCUCACAAGGCUGAUCCCCUCGACGCAAUCGUUGCGGCUGUGACGACUUUAAACAGCAAGGAGGCUGGUGGAAUCGGGGCAGUGUCAAAGAACACCUGGCGUCGGACCAUAUACCUCCUGACCGACGCAAAGACAUCAAUGAACAAAAGCGAUUGGAAGUCCAUCAGGAGCAAGCUGCUGGAGGACAACAUCGCUCUGAAGAUCGUCGGCAUCGAUUUCGAUGAUCCUGACUUUGGCUUCGUCGAAGAGAACAAGGAUGCGGUCAAGGAAGAGAACGAAGCCUGGUGGCAUCACUUCUUGAGUAAGCUGCCAGGGUCCGGAAUCGCGACGGCCGCCAAUGUGAUAGCACAAGCCAAGCUCCCGGCCAUUCAACUGCAAUCCUCGGUGGCCACGCCAUCGUCCUUGACUCUUGGCGAUCCAGAGAGCCGCCACGAGGGAUCCUACGUCCUCGACAUCCCCGUCAAUAUCUACAAGUGCACCGCUACGGCUCGGCCGAUGGGUCAGAAGAGACUUAGUAAGAUAGCCCAGGACAGCGCAGCCGCAAGGACGCAGAUGGCGAGGAUGAAGGAAGCUCAGAGCCAGCUUCAGCCCACGAGUAUGCCCACUUUGAGCCAGACACAAUCCCUCACACAACGAGAAGACGGUCGCUCCGACCGAAGCCAGGGCGAUGGGGCGGGAUUGACGUACGGCGUACAAAUGGUGCGCAGAUACUACAUCAAAGAGGACAUGGAGCGACUCGAAGGCGGCAUGGACAACGCUACUCCGUUACCUGAAGGAGCGGAAGAGACCUUUGACAAGGCGUACAAGCUCGGAGCCAGCCUUGUUGCCGUCAACCAGGACCUCGAAAGGAGCUUGUCUACCAUGAAAGGCCUCGAGAUCAUCCAAUUUACCAAUGCUGCCCUUUAUCGUCGACAAUAUCACAUGGGCGAGACUUUCUUUGUAUUCCCAAGUCCGAACAAUGCUCGGUCUCAAUUGCAACUCUCGAGCUUGAUCCGAGCCAUGAGCGAGCAGAACAAGUACGCCAUCGUUCGCUUCGUGCGCAGGAACGACGCUGACCCCAAGCUGGGCAUUUUGGCCCCGGCCAUGCCGGAUCCUGAGCUGGGUCACGAAUUUGAGUGCUUCUAUCUCGUUGAGGUGCCAUUUCGAGAAGACAUAAAGCGCUUCACUUUCCCUCCCUUGGACCGUGUUGUCAACCGCGAGGGCAAGGAGCUCACGGAGCACUCAACGCUUCCGUCAAAAGAGAUGCGAGAGAACAUGGACGAACUGGUGGAUAGCAUGGAUUUGAUGGACGCUGAGGAAGGAGGAGCGCUAGACGGCGAUGACGGACCAUGGUUCCUCAGCGAAGAGUCCUUCAAUCCAGCUAUUCACCUCAUCAAAGAUGCCGUCUCAUGGCGCGUUUUCCAUCCAGACGACAAGCUCGUCCCGAAGCCGCAUCCUGAAGUGGAGAAGUUCCUCGAGAGGCCUCACAAGGUCGUCGAGAGGUCGAGAGACAAGGCAAAGAGGUGUCGAGAGCUCUUUGAUCUUGAAUACGUGCCUACGGUGGCGAUGCGGAAGGCGGCGAGAAAGGCAGAGAAUCAGUCGGAAGGUCGAAAACCCAAGGAGGUGAAUCUCGAAGGUGUCAUGGACGAAGAGCUAGCGGCAGAAGAAAGAGCAAAACAGAGCCAGACCAUCAAAAGUUCUCAGUCGACUGCGGAUGCGCCUGUGAAGAAUGGUUCUAAGCAAGGCAUUAAAGUCAACAACGAGGAAAGACACUCUGGGAGCGACACGGAAGAGGAGGAAGAGUUGGGUCUUGGUAGGCGAAAAGCAGUGCAGCCCAAGAGAGAGGACGAGGUGGUGGCGACAGCCGAAACCCGGUCCACGACGUUUGACAAGGCCAAUGCGAUAGCAGACUUUGAGACGCGGCUCGAAGAGAGGGGAGCCGAGCUGCCUCCUGUCUUCGAUGGGAUGGAGCAUCUGAUCAAGGAGACGAUCUCAAAAAGCUUCAGCUCAAACGACUACAGCAAAGCAAGGGACUAUUUGAAGGCACUGAGGAAGGCUGCUGUCGAGUACGAAGAGGCGCCGCGCUACAAUGACUUCUUGCGUGCGUUCAAGAAGGAGUUGCGGGCAAAGAACAAUCGCCGGGUUGACUUUUGGAACAACUUUGUCCAAGGCGUCGAAGAGCUGAGUCUAAUCACCGACGAAGAGGACACGGCUGCUUCUACCAGUGUCACCAGAGAUGAGGCUGAAGAGUUUGUCAACAUGUAA
Acaromyces ingoldii is the source of this 2706-nucleotide messenger RNA. RefSeq names its product SPOC domain-like protein. The transcript has 13 exons. NCBI's taxonomy places the organism in Eukaryota, Fungi, Basidiomycota, Exobasidiomycetes, Exobasidiales, Cryptobasidiaceae. Gene Ontology annotation, biological process: cellular response to X-ray; telomere maintenance; DNA recombination. Gene Ontology annotation, molecular function: damaged DNA binding; telomeric repeat DNA binding; double-stranded DNA binding. The record is from RefSeq and is a predicted model, not a curated record. Bases 1 to 2706 code for a protein of 901 amino acids. Gene Ontology annotation, cellular component: nucleus; Ku70:Ku80 complex.